Messenger RNA from Trypanosoma cruzi, 1386 nucleotides. RefSeq names its product mucin-associated surface protein (MASP), putative. NCBI's taxonomy places the organism in Eukaryota, Euglenozoa, Kinetoplastea, Trypanosomatida, Trypanosomatidae. The transcript has a single exon. The coding region runs from base 1 to 1386 and encodes 461 amino acids. The record is from RefSeq and is a predicted model, not a curated record.
AUGAUGAUGACUGGCCGUGUGCUGCUGGUGUGUGCCCUCUGCGUGCUGUGGUGCGGUCUUUCUGGAAUUGCGGCCGACGGCGCUGGCGGUGCCGAUGGCAGUGCGGUUGAGUAUUCGAUCGCGGGACGGCGCUCUCAGCUGCGGAGGGGUUGCGCGGAGGAGGUCAGCAGAAGGACAGGCGGUGCAAAUGCGUCCGCCGUGGAGGAAUGUGUGCGUGAGGGAAUGGACGGUGUGCGUGCCGUUGUGGAUGGUCGUCGUCGUUGGAGGCGCCAACAGUUUGCCGUGGCUGCUGCUGCUGAUGUUGAUUCCGAUGAUAAAAGUGGCGAAGGCGGCAAUGACAAAUUGAAGGGAUUAUCUUCUUCAGACCAGAGGUUGCAAGCGGGACAAGAUCCAGACGAAGGACAGGAACCUAAAAAUUCACUGGAAGAGAAGAAAACGUUGGAAACAAGCAGGGAUUUAAAAAUAACAGGUGAACAGAAUGUGAGUACAGAUGACGAUCGUCCUAAACAAACUGGGAGUCAAGAGUCAACAGGCGGCCUGCCAAAAGGUGAGAAAGACACGAGAAGUCCCCAACCGCCACAACCACCACCUCCAGCAGAAUCACUGCAACCACCACCACGACAACCAUCACCAGGAACAAACACAUUACACUCAGAAGAAACACAUCUACCAAUUCGAGUCGAAAAACAUUCAAGGCCACAAGACGGAGGUCCCGCACAAGAAACGGGGAUGCUCCAAACGAAAGGUUCAACAAAGCAAGAAAAGGGAGCAUCCUCCUUGCAGUCACCGGAGAGCGUAUCGCAUUUGGGUCCAGAGAGUACAACACUAUUAUCUACCUCUACAGAGAGCAGUGAUAUUGCCGCAAGCAUGGUGGAGAAAAGUGGUGCUAACAAUCCCAAACCUCCUGCCGCCUCAGUGACACAACGUGAUUCCAAUGGAGAUAAUGGCCCCGCUGCUCUGCCAGCCAGCAACACCGAAUUGUUAUCACAGGAAUUACCCAGCGCUGGUAUAGUUGCUAAGACAAAUGAUGACGGCGACGACAGCAGCCCUGCAGCUCCUACUGCUGAAAGGACUACCGCUGGCACAAGAAGCACUCAAGCCUCUGGUGAUGCGAGUGACCUUGAACGAGCUAAUAAAGACGACGUAAAUAGUGACGUGGUACACAACAGUAAGACCGCAGAAUUUGAAGCCGCCUCAGGAGACAGGGACACUGAGGCAGAUAAGGAUGAGAGAUACACAACAGUACCAGAGAACGCCACCAAUAAAACAAGCAAUACAGAGACCACAGCAGACAGCGCCGGCAGCACCGCGGUCUCCCACACCACCUCCCCUCUUUUGCUUCUUCUUGUUGUUGCGUGUGCGGCUGCUGCUGCGGUGGCCGCGUGA